Messenger RNA from Striga asiatica, 921 nucleotides. The record is from the annotation of a GenBank genome assembly. NCBI's taxonomy places the organism in Eukaryota, Viridiplantae, Streptophyta, Magnoliopsida, Lamiales, Orobanchaceae.
AUGCAGAGGCAAGGGGACCCAUCCCCACCAGUUAGAAAUCCAAAGGGGAAUGUGAUGGGAGAGGGGAGUCAUUUAAAUGUAGCUUUGAUUGAGAUGACUGAGGUAGUGAACAGGAGGGAGGAAAGGGAGGUUCAUCAAUUCAGUGAACAUGAUAGUGGGAGUAGGAGGAAUGUGGUGGUGGAGGAUAGAGGAAGUGCAAAGAAGAAUGGGAAGGAAGUGGUGGUUGAAAUAACAGAGGGUGAGCAAGCAGUAUCCAAAGGAGAGUCAAUUGGGAAAAGUUCUAAACUUCAGAUUGGGGUCAAAGCUCCUACAAUGUGGAAAAGGAAAGGGCAAUCAAGGGGAAGACUUAAGAGAACAGAUAGCCCUAUGGAGAUUGUGCCAGCACAGGGACAGGGGAAAAGACAGAGGCAAUGUUUUGACCAAACCAUGGAACCAGGUGAUGGCAGAGCUUGGAAUAGAGAAUUGAUUCAAAAUCUAUUUACUGAAGCAUCAUGUAAAGCCAUCCUUGAAAUUAAAGGUUUGGAUCCUGCUGCAAGAGACAAAUGGGUGUGGACAUCUGAUGUUAAAGCUUAUGCAGUAGCAGUGAAGAAGAAGAUCUUGAGUCUUGAUAUGCCAGGGUGUAGUUCUAAUAUUAAUGCUGAUAAGAAGGCUAGAAUGAGGUGUUGGAAUCUGAGGGUGAAAGGUAAGAUACAGCACUUUAUUUGGAGAUGUUUUACUGAUUGUUUACCUGUUAGUGCUAAUCUGAGAAUUAGAGGGAUGCAACUGGAUAAUGUCUGCCAGUGUUGUGGUGAAAGUGUGGAAACUGUAGAGCAUGUGAUGUUUACUUGUUCUAGAGCAGCUAUGGUGUGGAGUUUAGUGCCUGUCAGUUGGGAUUCUGCUUCUAUACCUUGUGUGGUUUGGUUGUCGGGGCUAGGUUCUUAG